CGCUCAUCCCGAUUGGUUCCAAUUGAAAAGCGAUACUCUCGUCGAAUUGGUGUACAACAAGGCCACGAUGGAAGCUAAGCAAGAGCAGGAAAAUAUUUAUCUUUUCGUGCCGAACAUCAUCGGUUACGCGCGGAUCGUACUAGCGAUCGUUUCCUUUUACUACAUGCCAACGGACUAUGUGAUCGCUAGCUGGUGUUAUAUCGUCAGCGUGCUGCUCGACGCACUCGAUGGUCAUGCGGCGCGGCAUUUCAACCAGUCCACUAAAUUUGGCGCCAUGCUCGACCAGCUUACCGAUCGGUGCGGCACCUGCGGCCUGCUGGUGACCCUAAGCUACUUCUACCCAAAGUACAUGUUCUGGUUCCAGCUUUCGAUGGCGAUCGAUGUGGCUUGCCACUGGUUUUAUCUCCACACCACUGUCCUGCAGGGCAAAACAUCCCACAAGUUCAUCGACAUGUCCGGUAAUCCGAUUAUGCGCGUUUACUACACCAACCGCACCGUGCUCGGCUUCAUGUGUCUGUUCAACGAGCUGUUCUACGCUGCACUCUAUCUGCUGCACUUCACACCGGGUCCGUUGCUGUUGGGCUUCUCCACGUUCAAGCUGCUCGCCAUCGUUUCCUUCCCGGUAGCGGUCGUCAAAACGGGCAUCUCGGUGAUUCACGGAUUCGUGGCCAGCUGCAACAUUGGCGUGAUCGAUGUUGCCGAACGUGCAGCUCUGCGAGAGCGAGAGGCUAACAAAAAGCCGCAGUAAAUUCGACUACCCUUAGAGGAUAUUCUUGCCCUCUUUCCCCACCGUUGCCGGUGGGGUUGUAAGGCGGUGUUGUACACACGGAAUUACACUCCCCGCAGCGGGGAUCUUCCGUUUUCAAAAUCGAUCCUCUUACACGGGGUUUGGAUGAACUUGCUUUCCCUGGGCAUGCCGGCAUUCUCCAGCACUGGCUGACUUAAAGUCUGACCGGAAUCGGAAGCUAACGCCAUCCACACUCCACAAUGCCAAAGGACAGGAAGAAGAACGACAAACAAUUCAAUCUUAAGUGUUUUGAAAAAAUGUAUUUAAGUGUUUGUAAACUAAUGUAGCUGAAAUUUACACCCCUUACGCCCGCAAGGUAGUAAAGGAACGAGAAUAAUGCACCUGAAACGAAAAAGAGAUGCGAGGACAGAGGGGGACGCAGAAUCGUUAAUAGUCAUGCACAUUCCAGUGAUGCACCCGUUGAAUGCAAGCAGCGGCUAAAUUCGUAGGCAUCUGUCCAUAUUCUGCUAGCAGAAAUCGAAAUCAUCCUACCCGACGGUACAACACGUUGUUGCUUGAAUCAAAUUUCAUUGAAAACUACAUAUGAACGUAGGGGAUCGUAUUUGUGCUUCGUGAGGCUAUCACUAUCUAAACCCCGGAAUAGUAAAGAACACUAUAUAUUUUUCGCGCAGCCAAUCUACUUACCAAUGUAUCAAUUAGCCCUGUCAAAGGCAGUAGAGAAGUAGAUUGAACCCAUUUCAUCGAUGUGAAUCGCAUCCCUGUGUCUAAUACAUAGAAUAAAUAACC
This is a messenger RNA of Anopheles nili, 1534 nucleotides long. RefSeq names its product CDP-diacylglycerol--inositol 3-phosphatidyltransferase (gene Pis). The record is from RefSeq and is a predicted model, not a curated record. Lineage: Eukaryota; Metazoa; Arthropoda; Insecta; Diptera; Culicidae. Gene Ontology annotation, cellular component: Golgi apparatus; membrane. The transcript is spliced from 4 exons. The coding region runs from base 68 to 748 and encodes 226 amino acids. Gene Ontology annotation, biological process: phosphatidylinositol biosynthetic process. Gene Ontology annotation, molecular function: CDP-diacylglycerol-inositol 3-phosphatidyltransferase activity.